Messenger RNA from Apodemus sylvaticus (European woodmouse), 2651 nucleotides. RefSeq names its product TSPY like 1 (gene Tspyl1). Gene Ontology annotation, biological process: nucleosome assembly. The transcript has a single exon. Bases 90 to 1232 code for a protein of 380 amino acids. The record is from RefSeq and is a predicted model, not a curated record. Gene Ontology annotation, cellular component: nucleus; chromatin. Gene Ontology annotation, molecular function: histone binding; chromatin binding. Lineage: Eukaryota; Metazoa; Chordata; Mammalia; Rodentia; Muridae.
CAGCGAGGGGGCGGAGCUGGAGCUGCGUGCACGGUGAGGGUUGUUGUGUGUAAACUGAGAUCUGCGCGAGACUGGAGACUGGACCCGACAUGAGCAGCUCAGAGCGGGACGAGGGGACGCCUGUCCCCGACAGCCGCGGCCUCUGCGAUGCUGACACCGUCCCGGGGACCCCCGACCGGCGUCCGCUGCUCGGCGAGGAGAAGGCGGCGACAGGCGAAGGCCUCUCUGGGAUCGUGGGGAGCCCGGCGCCCCGAGGUGUCGCGGGCCUUGAUCCCCCGAUGCAGGAGGCCGCGGCUAGGCAGGGAGCGACUCCUCCUCCGGUGCCGGGCCCCGCGGCGGCGGCGGCGUUCGUGACACCGAACUAUGCGGAGAAGGGCCUAGAAACUCGGGAGGCGGAGGCCCACGCCGUGCAGCCCGAUGAACGGGGCACCGACGCGGUGGCGGCGGAAGCGAAGUCAGAAGUGGCGACGCCGGGGAGCGAGGAGGUGAUGCAGGUGGAGCAGAAGCCCGCGGCCGAAGAGAUGGAGAUGCAGGAGGCGAGUGGCGGAGAGAGGGAGGCCCGGGAGGAGGCAGGGCUCUGGUACCUGGGCAUAGAUCUGCGCAGGAACCCGCUGGAGGCCAUCCAGCUGGAACUGGACACUGUGAAUGCCCAGGCCGACAGGGCCUUCCAGCAUAUGGAGCAGAAGUUUGGGCGGAUGCGGCGACACUACCUGGAACGGAGGAACUACAUCAUCCAGAAUAUCCCGGGCUUCUGGAUGACUGCCUUCCGGAACCACCCUCAGUUGUCCGCCCUGAUCAGGGGUCGGGAUGCAGAGAUGCUCAGGUACGUCACCAACCUGGAGGUGAAGGACCUGAGACACCCUAAGACUGGCUGCAAAUUCAAGUUCUUCUUCCGAAGGAACCCCUACUUCCGCAACAAGCUGAUUGUCAAGGAAUACGAAGUGAGGCCAUCCGGCCGAGUGGUGUCGCUUUCCACUCCGAUCAUCUGGCGGAGGGGCCAUGAGCCCCAGUCCUUCAUUCGCAGGAACCAAGACCUCAUCUGCAGCUUCUUCACCUGGUUCUCGGACCACAGCAUUCCAGAAGCGGACAGAAUCGCCGAGAUUAUCAAAGAGGACCUGUGGCCAAACCCACUGCAGUACUACCUGUCUCGCGAGGGAAUCCGUAGACCCCGUCGCCGCCCGAUAAGGGAGCCAGUGGAGAUUCCCAGGCCUUUUGGCUUCCAGUCAGGUUAAUCUUUGCGUUUGAAAAAAGGCAGGUGCAACAGGACCCUUCUCACCCGUGCUUGAGCAGAUGCAACGGCUACGCGGUGUUUUGAUUUCUCUCCCCUUCACUUUUCCGCAUCUUCAGAGUCUCUUCACCUUGAGGUUAAGACUAGACCUGCUUCCGCUUUCACUUGGCCCCCAUGCUGUUCUGAAGUAGUAUUUGCUGGUUCAUGGUCAUGGCUUGGACCCCUUCUUAGCUUAACAGUGAAACUGUAUUACACUGCCUUUACACUGUUUGGACCCUGUUGUUUUCAGUGCUACUGGCUUACUGCCACCUAGUUGUCUUGCUUUAUCUGGGGGCCCUUCUGUUGACCUGUUCAGCAUGUGACAAUGUGGGCACAAAGUUUUCAGACAGUCCCGGGCCUAAAGGUUGUUGCAAGAGUGAGCCACCUUUUAUGUGAUUUUUUUUUUUUUUUUUGGCUUUUUGGCUUUUUGGCACCACUUUCUAGGCUAUACCACACUCCAUUGUAUUUGCCAGUGAUCCUCACCCUCACUCUCCCACCUUUCUCUGGUUAUUUUAAAGAAAAGUAGUUAAAAAAAACUGUAAGAUCAGGAGUUGUGGUUCAUGUAUACUUAGCAUUUCCUGAGAGGGUGCUCUGUAAAAGAGGAAACCACUCUGCCUUGUCUCCUCUCUUAACCACUCCCCAGCCUGGUUAGCAAGUCCUAAAAACUUUCUAGGGAGAAAAGUAGGUGGAAACAGCUGAGCUCUUUUGAAUAACGUGUGGAAGAACUAAAGAGAUUUUGAUGGGUACUCUAAGCAGGGAAAGUGAGCCGAAAAGGUUCAGAAUCAAAAUAAAUCAGAUAAAAAUUGGGCUGAGGAUGAAGACAGGACUCGGAGCUUUGACAUCUUGAUCAGUCAAUGGUGAUGGGAAGAGAAAUAUUUGCUCAGGAAAAAUACUUUUCUCUGAGUGUCGAAUGUUGCCUAGACAAUGCUUCUUUAAAGAAGCAGUGCAAGUGUGGGUUAUUUUCCUCUCUUUAUAUGUGAUCUGUUAUAAGUGAAGGUGUAAUACUGUGCCCAUAUUUUACCAAUAUUUAGUAAAAUGCUACUUGAUUCUACUUACUGGGAAUAUCUAAACACUUUUGUUUGCAUUCAUUUGAGACCAUUUGGAAUAUAGUAAGACAGUAGUCUUUAUAAUACUGAGAUUUGAAUAUUCGUAACAGUUUUCAAUAUUAAUCCAAAUUCUUAGAAACAGUUUGUAUAAUUUGGUCUUUAUCAAAUGUGUCAAAGUAUUGCUUUCAUGGAAAAGUAAGUAUGUGCCUUGAUUGUCUUGAUAGUUUCUUCUUAAACUGCACUUAGUUAUAAAAGUACUUUGUCUUAUUAGCACUGUGCUAUGAGUAUAUUUGUUGCCAUUUUUAUGCAUGAUGGUAAAUAAAAGCAUGGGCACCCCA